ACAGAACCUGUCAACUUUAAAAAACUCUAAUACUAUUCUUGAUAAUUCUAUCAAUAUUCGUAAAGAUUUUAAUAAAGAAAAUAAGGAAUUUCAAAUAGAACCGAAAAAAAACAGAUCCGAAAUUAUCUAAAGCUGUGGGAAGUGUAAAAGAUCGAAAACAUAAAAUAAAAAAUACAAAAAGGACGUAGAUGAAGUAAAGAAAUUGAAAAAGAAAUUGAAAGUAUCAGAAUCCAAAUUGGCACAAGCCUUAGAAACAAUUGAAUCGUAUCGAAAUAUUUUUCAUUUUAUGUAAUUGUUUCUCCACCAUGUUAUAUGACUUAUGAAGGAUAAUUUAUUUUCCAAUUAAUAGCUAGUCGAGAUGUUAAUCCGUUUGAACAGAUUGCCAAAGGAGAUGCUGAUGUAGGGUACCUACGAAAGACUGACAAUAUGAUUCAUUGCGGAAACGGAGUUUAUAUAUCAAAAAUCGACUAUAAUAAUGCAAAGAAUAAACUGUAUACAUACAGUAAAAAAAAAUAAAAAAGGCUCAGAAUAUUCUGGAUUUGUACGCCAUAUAGCUGAAACUAUCUUUGGCAGUGAAACUUUGAAAAACAGUUCGGUUACUGGUAGACAGUCUGGAAGGACCAAAGCUCCGGCAAAGCCAAAACUUGAUCCCAAGUUGUUAGGAGCUGUUAUAGGUAUAUUUCAAUAUUAUUUGGUAGUGGAAGUAAAAUUGGAUCCAGUAAGAGUUUCGCAAGAAGUUAAAUCUACAGGCGAACAUAUCGCUAGUAAAAUAGCCGAUAUGAAUCGUAAAAGUAAAAAGAAAAUUUGCGAUCCAGAAGGGGCAAGCAAUAAUGCACUUGCAAAUGUAGAGACAGAAGUAACUGUCAAUUUGAAUAAUAAAAAUCAACCUGAAGCAAGGUUAAGAAAUGAGGAUGAUGAAAGGAGCAAUGAUGAUGAUGAUGAUGAAAAUAGCAAUGAUGAUGAUGAAAACGGCAGUGAUGAUGAUGAAAACCCCGAUGACGAGGAUAGUGAAGACAAUAGUGAAUCCGAUUCUAAUAAUAAGUAAAAUUUAAGUAUUGUUUGUAUUUACAUAAGUAAGUUAUGUACGUUUCUAAAUUAUUAUAUUAUUUGAUGACGGUAAGGAUGUUUUAUUUAUAAAAAGAUAAAAAGAAUAAAUCAUCACCUGAACACUCUUUAA
Molecule: messenger RNA, 1177 nt
Organism: Nasonia vitripennis (jewel wasp)
Lineage: Eukaryota; Metazoa; Arthropoda; Insecta; Hymenoptera; Pteromalidae
Product: pheromone-processing carboxypeptidase KEX1-like
Exons: 3
Coding region: 476-1045 (189 amino acids)
Molecular function (GO): DNA binding
Source: RefSeq, a predicted model, not a curated record